Eurytemora carolleeae is the source of this 5175-nucleotide messenger RNA. RefSeq names its product endoribonuclease dcr-1. Gene Ontology annotation, biological process: siRNA processing; pre-miRNA processing; apoptotic DNA fragmentation. The transcript has 54 exons. Lineage: Eukaryota; Metazoa; Arthropoda; Copepoda; Calanoida; Temoridae. Gene Ontology annotation, molecular function: protein binding; deoxyribonuclease I activity; RNA binding. The record is from RefSeq and is a predicted model, not a curated record. Gene Ontology annotation, cellular component: cytoplasm; RISC complex; nucleus. Bases 379 to 5112 code for a protein of 1577 amino acids.
UUGAGUACUCUACAAGAAGCACGAAAAUUGCAUGCACUGUACAGCUUGUAUUGACCCAUUUCAAUAAGUUGUAAGAGCUACUGGCGAAAUUAUUUGUUAAAACACAUUAAAUAUGCAUUAAAUUGCUCAAAUGUCGGUUUGAAGAGGAUGGGUUUUCUCUGUAAAUCAAAACUAGUAAUCCUCGAAAUAAUAAUAUAAAAUACGGGAGAAAAACGAGAAACCUAGAGAAAUCUAGUAAUACUGCAACCUGCAUCUGAGAAGCAAGUCCUCAUAUUUAUAAAUUAUUAUUUCUAAAGUUUUCAUAUUCCACUUUUAUGACUCUAAAACUUCAUAUCCCGGCCUUAAAUUUCCUAAAAUAGUUUGAGUAAACAACAAACAAUGGGGUCCAAGGCCCUUCCACUGGCCCUUAAUCGGCCCAGUGAGGAGAAGAUGAAGAUGUUGGAAGCCAGACCAUAUCAGCUGGAACUUCUUGAGUUGGCGAAGAAAAAGAAUAUUAUUGUGUAUCUUGGAACCGGUUCAGGGAAAACAUUCAUUGCGGUCAUGCUGAUCCAGCAUCUGCGAGGUGAGCUGGGUAAACUGGAGAAGGGAAGGAUCCAAGGAGGAAAGAAGGCAAUAUUUCUUGUCAGCUCAGUUGCUCUGGUAGAGCAGCAGGCCAGGGAAAUCAGGAAUACGACAGGGUUGCAGGUUGGUACCUACUGUGGAUCUGAUGGAGUUGAUGACUGGGAGGAAUCUAAAUGGAUGGACGAAUUCUCAAAGUAUCAGGUGCUGGUGUUUGUCCACGAGGUUUUCAGAUCAGUUCUUAGUUGCAAAUUCCUACAGUUCCGAGACCUGGCCCUGCUAGUGCUUGACGAGUGUCACCAUGCAGUGAAAAACCAUCCCUACAGUGUCAUCAUGAACAUGUAUAACGAGAAAAAGUCUGAAGGAAGUCCGGUCCCAAAGGUGUUGGGAUUAACAGCAUGCGUUGUCGUGGAGACGUGUAAUGUGGAACAAUUCAGAAAGCAGAAAUUUCGUCUUGAGGAAAAGAUGGACUGCAAGGUGGCGACGACAGAAGAUUUGAAGAGUAUUCUGCAGUUUGUUACAGCUCCUGAGGAAUCUUUUGAAUUCUAUUCCCUUGGAGUGCAAAGAGCUGAGAUGAAUAAAAUACAGGAGCUAUAUACAGCAGUUUUAGCAAAAUUAGAAGAAAUAAAGAACGAGGAGGACGAUAAAUUGAAGAAGGAGAGGUCGUUUCGCCAGAGAGAUAUUGCUUUGAAAGACCUAAAAAAGGAUUUUAAGAAACUGAAAAACGAUGUGGUUGUGAACAAUCAGACGAUCAUUGAGAGUUUAGGAGUUUAUCCCAUGAUGACCAAACUUGAACAUAUCAUCGAGAAUGUUAAAAAAGAAUCCAGGAAGGAGACAAACCUCUACUAUUCGGACUCAGCUAGAGUACAGUUGUAUACAACUACAAUUCAAUACUUAGUGGAGCUCAAGAAAAUAUGUUACAAAAUGGAGAAAGAUGAAUCUACAUCGUCCAAACUUGAAAAGAUUGGAAGCUUUGCAUCAACAAAGUUUCUGAAACUUUUGGAAAUAAUUCUUCAGGAGAAGAAGUCUGAUGGAUUUAAAAGUUUACGCGGCAUCAUUUUUGUUGAGAGACAAUCUUUGGCGGUCUACAUGGCAGGCAUGCUCCAGGAGGUUAUUCAGGAGGAGCCUGAGUUUUCAGAGUUGAAUGUCGACUACGUCCACGCAGUAACCACUGGACUGAAUGUGAAGAACUAUCAGGAUCGGAAACAAAUAUCUUCAGAAAGCCGAAGACUUGAACAAGUGCUGGGUAAGUUCCGCAAGGGAGAACUGAACCUUCUGAUCUCCACCAGUGUUGUCGAGGAAGGACUUGAUGUGCAGAAAUGUAACCUUGUCAUCAAAUACGACUUCCCUCUCACAUUCAGGAGCUACGUUCAGAGUAAAGGAAGAGCCCGGCUGAGACCAAGUAAAUAUAUAAUGAUGACGGAAACAAACAGUGGGAAGCACGUGCAAAAACACAGAGAAUUCCAAGAGGUUGAACGGAUUUCCCUGGAAGAGUGCCAUAGUAUGCCAGAAACAAUGGAGCUUGAGGAAGAUGAAACUGAGAGUUACACAGUACCCUUCGACCCCAACCAGCCGGAGAAAAGUGGUACAGUCACGGGAAGCCAGGCAAUUGCACUAGUGUACCAGUAUAUCUCUAAGAUACCAGUUGACCGAUUUACUCGCCUUGUACCUGCCUGGAGAACUGUAGAGGUCCAGGGGUCAAACCAGGAUAAGUUGCUACGAGGAUUGAUGCUAAAUACUCCCACUUCAGGAUAUAGAACUAUCUGUUAUAUGCCACAUAAGACACCAUUCGUCGAUCCUAUCGAAGGCCACAUUCGACCUUCAAAAGAGCGCGCUAAAAGAUCAUGUGCAUUGGAAGUUGUCAGAAUGCUGUAUGAGUGUGGAGAGCUGACGAUUCGAUUGAAACCACGGAAGCGUGAGCGUGUCCUGGACGAGGAAGACGAGGACAAUGAGGACGAGAGAGGACGGAAGGAGGGGACACGAAGGCGACGGCAUUUUUACGCACAGAGGUUGCCACGACCUUUAAACCUGGCCUUCACCAAACAGGGGUUCCUUUAUCAGGUUAGAAUGAAGCUGAUCGAAGAGUUGGAGAAUCAGAGAUAUUUACCUUACUUUCCCCAACAGGAUACUUUAUCUCUAGGUAUCCUGGUACAGGAAAGAAUCCCGGGGUUUGGUCCUCUUAACCUUUACGGAUCCUCAGGAACUCUUAGGGUCGACGUCAGUUUUCUGAAGAAAGUGGAAAUAUCUGAGGAUGAAUUAUUGACCGCAAGGGACUUUCAUAACUACGCAUUUUCAGAGGUUCUAAAGAUUGAGAGGAUUGAACCAACCUGGAACUCGUAUCUCCUGGUUCCCCUGGAGAACGGAGAACUGAACCUAGAUUUGUACACGGAUAGAUCAGACCAGAAGAUUCAGUCAAACUCUGUUGUUUCUCCCAAGUACAAGAAGGAGGCAGAGCACUAUUUCGUGGAGGACUUUAUCAGAAAUAAGAACCCUGGAUCUAUAAUGGAUGAGAAGAAAAGUCCGUGCACCUAUAUUCAGUAUUUUAAAGAGAAGUACAGUCUGGAUAUACAGGAUAAGACCCAGCCCCUGCUGAGGAUCUCUAGUGCGGACAAGAAGCUGUUCAUGUUCAAACCUGGAGGGGAGGCAAUCAAGGAUAAAGAUUCAGAGGAUCUGAGUAAGAGAACCCUGCUGGUCCCGGAACUGCUUGACAUUGCCUGGAUAAACAGAGGACUUUGGAAACAGAUUCAAGUUGUUCCAUUCGUUUUACAGAGAAUGAGUUCAUUACUUCAUGCCACACAGUUAAGCUCCAACUUGACCGGGAUUCAGUAUACUGAGGACCAAAAACUUAGUCUAGAGCUAACUUCAGACCAAGAUACAGGGAGUAGGAAGCUACUGGAACAGCUGAUGAAGUUUGACCCGCGUAUGCCCCUGAAGAAUGUGAACCUAGUGGAGGCUCUAACCUUGAUCAAUGCUGAUGAUAUGGUAAACAUGGAGAGAAUGGAGGUACUCGGGGACGUGUUUUUAAAGUUCAGGACUAGUAUGUUUGUGUACUACAGUAUACUGGAAGAUGAAACUAAAAACAAGACGAAUGUAAAUGAAGGAGAGCUCACACUGCUUAGAUCAAAGGUAGUUGGGAAUAAGAACCUAUUCCGAGUAGCCAGCAGGCUGAACCUAUCCAACGGACCGGUCAACGCGAUCAAGAUUGAAAGCCACAGUUCCUUCCUGCCCCCAGGAUACUCUAGUUCAAUAGAGCAACGUCUGGUAGAACUUGACGACAAGUUUCCCAGUUUGAUUACUGAUGAGAGGAGACGGUCAACCUUGUCUGUUGGUUCCCUUCUUAACUAUAUUCAGUACUCUGAGCUGGCCCUGUCAGACGAUGCGCUUCUUAACCUGGCCAAACAACGGUUCUUAAAAGGAGAAGCAACAGGGGGUGUUAAAACCAGAGAAAAUGUUUUGAUCUCCGACAAAUCUUUGGCUGAUGUUGUGGAAGCUUUGAUUGGAUGCUACCUCAUUAAUACAGGAACUAAAAACACUCUUCAGGUGAUGGCUAGAAUGGGACUGGACUUGACUCCAGAGAAUAAUGUUUCAGACUUGCUUGAAGGAAAGAUGAACGUUAGAAAGAACCUGGUUGAGUUUAAAGGAGAAGAAAAUGCAUUUGCUAAUCUGAGGAUGAAGCAAAGCUCAGCACAGGCUCUAUAUAAUAGGCUUUGUGUGUCAGAGAUAGAGGAGAAGAUUGGAUACAGGUUCAAGGAGAAAUCAUUUAUUCUCCAGGCAUUUACGCACAGCAGUUACAGUGACAACAAUCUAACCGACAGCUAUGAGAGGUUGGAGUAUCUAGGAGAUUCAGUUCUGGACUACCUAGUAUCCUGCUACAUAUAUACUAAAACUGAUGCGGAUCCUGGGAGGCUAACAGAUAUUAGGUCUGCUCUUGUCUGUAACAAUAUGUUUGCUGGACUACUCGUGGAUAAAGGACUACAUGGCAAUAUCCUUUACGAAGCUCCCAUAGUUCGGAAUAAAAUCGUGGAGUAUGUUGAGUUCAGAAACGAGGACCGCUCUAUCCCCUACAUCCUGGCCUCCAGGGAGAAGCUGCUGGAGAACCUCAAGAGGAUCAAUGAGUCCGAACCUCCCUCGCUCAAAGAGGUUGAAGUCCCUAAGGUUCUAGGGGACGUUUUUGAAGCUUUGAUUGGAGCAGUUUUCGUAGACUCUGGUCAUGACCUUGAGGUCACCUGGAAAGUGUAUAACAGGUUCAACCCUCAGUUGGAUUUAAUCAUACAGGAUCCUCCUAAGAAUCCUAAGAAGGUUCUUUUUGAGAUGUGUCCAGGAGUAAAGUUUGGAAAAGCGGAGCUGAAGGAGAAUCAUGUGAAUAUUACCGCUACUAUCUCCUGCAACGGGAAGGAUUUGAAGUUUAUCGGGCGAGGGAAUAAUAAGCGGAUGGCCGAGAUUGCUGCGUCUAAGUGUGCACUUAGUAAUAGCAAAAUUUCCCGAGGUAUGAAGACGCAUGAGAAACAGAAAACCCUAAACAGGGGAAUCAAAAGAAAACUUAAGGAGUUGUAAGAUUAAGAAAUCUAUAUCAGAAUAAUUUCCUGGAUGGCUAAUAAAGAUGAAAUAUUUUUGUAA